AUGAUCAUCGCAUGGUUUUGGUUAGUUUUUUGGUUCACCAUAAAAAAAAAAAAAAAAAAAAAGGUUCGACUCAUUCACUAUUUCAUCUUGUUUCUACAACCAAUAUACUACUACCUCUCAAAGAUGGGAAAAAGAAGAGUAGAUGAAGAAUCUGAUUCAGAUAUUGAUGUUAGUUCAACCGAUUCAGAAACUGAAUUAGAUAAUGCUGCUGUUGCUGGUGAAGGUAAUGAUGAUGAUGCUGCUGCAAUGCAAGAAACGGUUGAUGUUGAUUUUGAUUUUUUUGAUUUAAAUCCUCAAGUUGAUUUCCAUGCCAUUAAGAAUUUCUUACGACAAUUAUUUGGUGAUGAUAAUGGAGAAUUCAAUUUAAGUGAAAUAGCUGAUUUAAUAUUACGAGAAAAUUCUGUGGGGACAUCAAUUAAAACUGAAGGAAUGGAAAGUGACCCAUUUGCAAUUUUAAGUGUGAUUAAUUUAACUAAUAAUUUACAUUUGGCAGUGAUUAAACAAUUAAUUGAAUAUAUUUUAAAUAAAACUAAAUCAAAAAUUGAAUUCAAUAUUAUUUUGAAAAAAUUAUUAACUUUUGGUAAACAAAAUAAUGAUAAAAAAAAUUUGAAAACUGGAUUAAUUAUUAGUGAAAGAUUUAUAAAUAUGCCAGUUGAAGUGAUUCCUCCAAUGUAUAAAAUGCUUUUACAAGAAAUGGAAAAAGCUCAAGAUGCUCAUGAAAAUUAUGAAUUUGAUUAUUUUUUAAUUAUAUCAAGAGUUUAUCAAUUAGUUGAUCCUGUGGAAAAAGAAGACAAUGAUGAAGUUAGUCACAAAAAGAAGAAGAAAAUUGCUAAUAAUGAACCAAAACCAAUAGAAAUGGAUUAUUUCCAUCUUGAAGAUCAAAUUUUAGAAUCUAAUACUCAAUUUAAAGGAAUAUUUGAAUAUAAUAAUGAAAAUAAACAAGAAACUGAUUCAAGAAGAGUAUUUACUGAAUAUGGUAUUGAUCCUAAAUUAAGUUUAAUCUUAAUUGAUAAAGAUAAUUUAGCUAAAUCAGUCAUUGAAAUGGAACAACAAUUCCCACCUCCAUAG
Candida dubliniensis CD36 is the source of this 1068-nucleotide messenger RNA. Its product is annotated as protein-transporting protein. NCBI's taxonomy places the organism in Eukaryota, Fungi, Ascomycota, Pichiomycetes, Serinales, Debaryomycetaceae. The transcript has a single exon. Gene Ontology annotation, cellular component: nucleus. The record is from RefSeq and is a predicted model, not a curated record. Bases 1 to 1068 code for a protein of 355 amino acids.